Messenger RNA from Ruditapes philippinarum (Manila clam), 1425 nucleotides. RefSeq lists its product as uncharacterized. Gene Ontology annotation, biological process: tRNA splicing, via endonucleolytic cleavage and ligation. The record is from RefSeq and is a predicted model, not a curated record. Bases 217 to 1410 code for a protein of 397 amino acids. Gene Ontology annotation, molecular function: tRNA 2'-phosphotransferase activity. Lineage: Eukaryota; Metazoa; Mollusca; Bivalvia; Venerida; Veneridae. The transcript has 8 exons.
GGGGAGCAACUCUUAUGAGCCUGUCAGUGGUGCGUUUCACAACCAAUUUUGGAAAAUGAAAAUAAAAAACAGGAAAUUCCAAAUUUCGAUUUCAUUCGGCGGAUUGUACUUGUGGCAAAAUGAUAAAUUGAAAAAGCUUUCAAGUUGUUACAUUUGUUAAGAAGAUUUCUAACUCCAAAUUCUCAUAGAUCUCAUUUGACUAGUAUCAUAGAAAAGAUGUCAGGAGAAAAUUCAUCAAAUUCUGGUUUUAAAAGACCAAACUGUCCAGAAAAUUCACCAGCCGGUUGGAACAAUGGUCGAGGAUAUCCAAAUAAGUCAUCUGACAACUACAGAGGUAGGGGAAAUCACGGACGUUCUCCUGGAGGAUGGAAUUACAACAAUGGUCCGGCUUCAUCGCCUGAUAAUCAUUAUGGAUUUCGAGAUGAUGAAAGAAACUCUAAUUCCAACUUUCAUAAUCCAAACAGAAAAGAGCGAAGACGGUCACAAUCUAACGAAAGACAAAGAAGUGGUUCAAACAGCAGAGGUGGUUCUAAUGACAGAAAUGGAGGCAGCAGUGGACAAAAUAAUUCACAAGACCAUAAAAGAGACAGGUCAGGUUCUAGAGACAGACAAAACCAGGACUGGAUGUCGCCUCAAUCGGGAGAUGAUAGUGGUUACUGGCCACAGAACUCCCCACAACAUGGCCAUGAUAGGGGUGGAAAUAGAUAUGGUUCACCGCAGAAGCACAAUAGGGGACGGCAGCAAGGUGGAUAUGGUAGUAGCGAUAGUCAAACACCAGGAAGAUACCAACAAAGAUGGGAUGAAGACCCAGAUGUGUUUUUGUCAAAAACAUUAUCAUCCAUCUUGAGACACAAUGCUGAAAGAUUUGGAUUCCAGUUGAUGAAAGGUGGAUUUUUGUAUGUCGAUGAAAUACUAAGAUAUGUUAAGAAGUUAAAUGGUUUCAAAAUUGAAGAUGUGAUAAGAGUAGUAGAAAGUAAUGACAAGAAAAGGUUUUCCCUGGAAAAUGAGGAAGGAAGGCUGAAAAUUAGGGCAAACCAAGGCCAUAGCAUAGAGGUAGAGGACUUGGAUUUAAAACCCAUUCUAUCAGCAGAUGAAGUUCCCAUGGUGAUUCAUGGAACUUAUUACUCAUCAUGGGAGCUUAUAAAGAACACUGGUUUGAAUAGAAUGAAUCGUAACCACAUACAUUUUGCAGCUGGAGUACCAGGAGAAAAUGGUGUUAUUAGUGGAAUGAGGAAAACUUGUGAAGUGAUGAUCCACAUAGAUUUGGAAAAAGCUUUAAAAGGUAAAUACAAUCAUAGCAUACCUGAGUGUCGGUGUAAAGAUUUUUGUCAAGACAAUAGCCCAAUCUUUACCAGUAACAUUGUUUUUGCUUGCACCAAAACAAUGAUUUGUCUCUCCCUAAAGUGUUGAAAUGGAAUAAAUUUU